Messenger RNA from Phalaenopsis equestris, 889 nucleotides. RefSeq lists its product as uncharacterized. Lineage: Eukaryota; Viridiplantae; Streptophyta; Magnoliopsida; Asparagales; Orchidaceae. The transcript is spliced from 4 exons. Bases 58 to 534 code for a protein of 158 amino acids. The record is from RefSeq and is a predicted model, not a curated record.
UACUCUAACUGCAAUAAUUAAAAAUAGGAUUCUAAUGGUGGUAAUCGCAAGCAUGAAAUGAAGGCAUCAGUGCAGGAUCUUGCAUCUCGGGCUGCUUCUCAAGUUUUGGCAACUUCUCCAAAGAUUUUCACAAUUCCAACCUCUGCUUACCAGUUUGAGGUUUCGUGGCGUUCACUUUCUGAUGACUCUGCAAAGCAGGUCCAGCUACUGAAGGCAAUUCCCCCAUCCGAUUUACCAAAGAUUUUUAAAAAUGCACUAACUGCUCAUAUAUUGGUUGACAUAGUUAGAUGCAUAGCUACAUUCUUUAGGGAUGACACCAGUUUUGCUGUGAGUAUGAUAAAUAAUUUAACCAAUGUUCCUCGGUUUGACUUGAUAAUUAUGUGCCUUUCUGCAGUGGAUCGAGCUGUAAUUGACAAAUUAUGGGAGGAAGUGUUCUCAAGUAACCAGAUCCAGCAGGAUCUCAGGCAGGCACUUGUUAAGUUGAGGCCCAAGUAUUGCUUCAGAGAAUUGGAAUCUCAUAUUCUAAGUUCUUAAGAAACCGCCCAGAGGCGCACUUCUGCUUAAUGCAAAUGCUUGAAGAACGGUGAAACUCUGUUUAUAUUCUCUCCUCAAAUGAUUUUGUGGGCAGCCUGAGCAUACAUAUAAUUCAGAACACAAAAUGUACAUGGAAUUGCUACUCCGGUUUAUGUAUAGAAUCAACUGUUAAAGCAGACAGGCAUCUUCCUUUUUUUUCUUAUGAGAAAUUUUGGAUUUUGACUAUGUUUAUCUGAUAAUUUCAAUGCAGCCCUUCUGCUGGCAACUAUUUUUUGAGCUAAGUUGUACCGGACGGUAAUCCUGUAAGGAAUUCCUGUUCUAAAUGGUUAUUAUCAUUGUUUUAUCUCCCAUUAUU